AUGUCUCCCGAUGACUCCACCACUGAGCCUUUAGGCGAGGAAGAACAGGAUGCUCAGCUUAGCUUCCCGGCGAAGGUCAAGACUGGUUCAAUUGAGGCCGAUUUCCCAGCAAAGGAACCAACUAUAACAGAGCAACCUAUAGCUGAGUCCCACCUCAUCAACGAAUCUGGAAAGGAAAUCAAUGUCCCAACUCUGGAGUUGAAUAUCAGGGUGAAAGCAAGCGAUGCUCAAGUACCAACGAAGCUACCUGCUGAGCCCCAGAUUUUAAAUGCCACCCUCGAAACCACCUCAAUGGAAGUUUAUGUGCCUGCAGAGGAGCCAAUCAUCACUAAAAAGGUUUUAGCUGACUCCCAGGAGACAGUUGAUCCCGCGAGAAAUUCUGGAAUGAAAGCCAACGUUACAGUUCAGGAGUCGAAUAUUGGGGUGAAACCAGAAGAUACCACAACCGAUGCCCAGGUACCUUCUGAGCUACUCGCGAAGGCCCAGAUGUCAAAUUUCAUUCCCGAGGCCAAAGCAAGCCUCCAGGGAAGUGAUAGUACGGAAGUCCAGGCCCAUACUACGGUGACCUCAUCACUCAAACUGGAACCUCCAUCACCCGAGAUUCUGGGAAAGGUGAAAGCUCUCCCAGAACCAAAAACCACGAAAUCGGAAGCUCCAGUACAGAAAGAAGAUCCUACAAGCUCCAAAUCUUUAGAAACACCAAAAUCGCAAGGAAAAGGGAAAGGAAAAGCUGCCAUUACUCCCGGCUCGACUAAAAGCCUUCCGUCUGCCGAGAAAGAUGAGUCCACUCAAAGUAAGCCGAAAGGAUGGCGUAAACCAGCGUUGCGCAAGCCAGCUUUAUCCAAGGAACAGCUUGAACCUCCGGAGAUAGCAAAGACAAACAGAUCAACUCAAAAUCAGCCGACUAGAAGAUCGCGCAAGUCAGCUUUGUUGAAGGAACUUGAAGAUUCUCGGGAAAUAAUUCGACCUCCAGAGAUAGCACAGCCCGAGGCCUCGCUCAAACAUCCACUUCGAGCCAAGCCAGGUGCCUUGACAAAGUCUAAAGUAACUGCAAAUUUUGAAGCAACUGCAAAGAACAUGGUCGCCAAGAAACCUGAAGAAGUUGAAAUGCCCGGCAUGACAAGGGCUUUUAGCCAUGCCAAGGGCAACUUCAUGUCUAAUGCCACUGAAGAUUGGAACUCUGGCUCAGCGGACACGCUUAGCGAGGGCGGAAAGUCCGCCAAAUGCAAGACCUCAAUGUCGAAGCCCGAGCCUGCGCCAAAAGAGGCCACUUCAAAACGCAAAGCCGCAACACAGGCGCCCAAAUCAGCCAAGUCCAGAGCCGCUGUCAAAACAUGGACUCCCGCCACGACUGGGAGCAGCUCUGAUUUAUCGGAUGCACCCGAAGACGAUGAAGAGCCCGCUAAAUCCAAGGCCUCAGCAUCGGCUACCACGCCUACUCCCAAAAAGACUCCCGGCAAAGGAAGACCAGUAGCUCAGGCCCCGGAAGAAGCCAAGUCCAAGGCUUCUGAGAAGGGUAAAGGCCCCUCCUUCGCGAAGGAAGUCACACACAUCGAGGAACAAGGGAGUGAUACACCGAAUCCAAAUACCCGAAAGUCGGCUAUGAAGCGCAAAGCGUCAGCCCUAUGGGAGUCAGCUUCCUCCUGUCCAUCGACUAAGAGACGCAAAGUUUCCUUCCAACUCCAUGAAGCAAUCAGUCUCAAUCCAGACCAUCCAAUUGCACAAGAACUAAAACAUAUCAUGGAAUUGGUCUCAGAAGCCGCGAAAAUUGAAAAGGAGCUUGACACUCCAGAGGCCAAUGUUGUACUGAAGAGACUCACGGAGCGAGACCGAAUUAUUGCGGUCAUCGAGCACCUGAAGGAUAUCCUUUCAAAGGGGAUUUACAUGCAGCCUAAGAACAUCCAGAACGUGCUGCUUGAUGCAUACCGCGAGAAUCUCGGCGAAGACCCGUUCCCCCGUAUCUGUGAAACUGACUUUGACUCUGACGAUGCUGAUCCUCCCACGCCUACGUAUUCCAAGACUCGUGACUAG
Molecule: messenger RNA, 2031 nt
Organism: Penicillium odoratum
Lineage: Eukaryota; Fungi; Ascomycota; Eurotiomycetes; Eurotiales; Aspergillaceae
Exons: 1
Coding region: 1-2031 (676 amino acids)
Source: RefSeq, a predicted model, not a curated record